AAUGGGAUAACUCAUCUGAUUAUUACCAUGUAGAAGUUUGGGAUUUAGUGAGACUCAUCUGUCUUCUUGUCAAAGUUAAUUCCCCUUUUCAGACGAAUUUAUUAGGUGACAUCUAAAUAGGGUUUAUUUAUUUAUUUAUUUUUAAAUUAUAAUUAUCAUUUUAGCUUUAUAAAUUUUUUUGUUGGAAAGUAUGCAAAUAAGAGAAAAAAGAGAGAAGAAGAAGCAGCAAGAUUUCAUUGAUAUGGUUCAAUCAAAAGUUGUGCCGCUACAGUACACUUCUAGUUUACUGGGGCAAGGAGAGGCAUCGUCCUUGGUUUCAUCUAAAGAUUUGGAGAUUACUUGUGAUCAAUCUCAACCAGAGUCUGGUGUCCAGCCAGAUCAUCUGUUUGAAGAGAACUUCAAAGAAUUAAAGAAAUGGGUUGAUUUGAAGUCGUCUAAACAUGGCAUCCUCCUAGUGCUACGUGAGAGACGUAGUGGAAGGCUUGGAACAGCAUUGAAGGCAUUGAAUGACAUAAUUCAAGAUGAUGGGGAACCUCCAAAGAAGAAGCUCUAUGAACUAAAGCUCUCUUUGCUUGAUGAGAUUGGAUGGAGUCAUUUGGCAACAUAUGAGAGACAAUGGAUGCACGUGCGAUUUCCAGCCAGCUUGCCACUUUUCUAAAAGGUUGCUCAAUUUCAGUUCAGGUGUCUUGUAUUGAAUAAGUACCCUAUAGGCCCAUUCGAAUAAUUUAUUCCUGUACACAGAUCCUUUCGAAAUAACAUGCAUCCAAUGAGUGCGUUUCAUACAAUUGAAUGUCACAGUCACACUCCUGUUCAAUUAAAUCGUUCAUAGUAAAGUCAGAUUCUCUGAAGUCAUGUGAUGUGCCUAAUAAAGAUCCUAAUUCAGCGUUUAUUAGGCUCUUUACUAUUCUGUACCCCACGGGAUUAGUGAUUCCUUAAACUUAUGAUUUUUUGCCAUAGUGGAAUCUUGUGUUCAACUGCC
This is a messenger RNA of Quercus robur (English oak), 979 nucleotides long. RefSeq names its product tripeptidyl-peptidase 2-like. NCBI's taxonomy places the organism in Eukaryota, Viridiplantae, Streptophyta, Magnoliopsida, Fagales, Fagaceae. Bases 191 to 658 code for a protein of 155 amino acids. The transcript is spliced from 3 exons. The record is from RefSeq and is a predicted model, not a curated record.